Chlorella variabilis is the source of this 1035-nucleotide messenger RNA. RefSeq lists its product as hypothetical. The transcript has 6 exons. Gene Ontology annotation, cellular component: membrane. Gene Ontology annotation, biological process: carbohydrate transmembrane transport. The record is from RefSeq and is a predicted model, not a curated record. The coding region runs from base 1 to 1035 and encodes 344 amino acids. Gene Ontology annotation, molecular function: carbohydrate transmembrane transporter activity. Lineage: Eukaryota; Viridiplantae; Chlorophyta; Trebouxiophyceae; Chlorellales; Chlorellaceae.
AUGGACGCGUUCCACACUGGUUUGCUGUUUGCUGCACUCAGCGCCGUGUUCAAUGGCUCUUUCGGCGUGCUCACCAAGCUGCCCAAGGCGCGGACGGUGCCGCCCUUGAUCAUGAACUACUGGAUGGCCCAAGGCGUCGGCCUGUCCGGCAUCCUGCUGCUGGCGGUGCCGCCUCGGGUCUUCUCCUGGUGGGGCCUGCUCAGCGGCGCGCUGUUUGUCGGCUCUGCUGCCAAUGCCGUUACCGCCAUAGCCCUCAUUGGCGUCUCGGCGGCCACCGGCGUGUGGUGCGGAGUGGCCGUCGUCGUGUCGUUUGCGUGGGGCGUGCUGGUGGCUGGCGACGAGGUGGCGCACAUGGGGCGCGCGCUGGCGGCGCUGGCGCUCAUCCUGGCCGGCAUCGCUGGAGUCGCGGUGGCGGCAUGGGUGGGCGGGGGCGAGGCAGACGGAGGCGAUGCCAGAGAGAGGGCGGAGGGCAUGGGAGAAAACCUGCUGGAGGGCGGCGAGGCGACGGUGGCAGUGUUUCCUGUGGUGGAGGAGCCGUGGCCGGAGCAGCUGCCCCCCACCACCCGGGCGCUGCUGGGCCUGGGGGCGGCUGUGCUGGCGGGAUGCAUCGGAGGCCUCAUCUUGGCGCCCAUGCUGGCGGCGCCGCCCGAGGCGCGGGGCGUGCAGUUUGUGCCCAGCCUGGCCCUGGGGGCGCUGCUGGUGGCGCCGCUCUACACCUCCAUCCUCACCGCCACCCAGCACAUCACCUUCACGCAGGCAGGCACUGCCACAAGCAGCCGCGCCGCGGGCCCCGGCCUGGCGGCGGGAGCCGUGUGGAAUGCCGGCAACACGUGCUGCAUCGCCGCCGUGACCAAUCCGCAGGUCGGGCUGGCGGUCGCCAUGCCCGUCAUGCAGGCGGGGCUGUUUGUGGCGGGGCUGUGGGGCAUCUGCCUGUACCGAGAGAUCAGGGGGGCGCGGGCGCUGGCCGCCUACUGGUGCUCCGGCGCGGUGCUGGUGCUGGGCGUGGCGCUGCUGGCAGCAGCCAAGCGCGGCUGA